AUGGCCCCUAGACAUCUCCGCUUAGCCUCCAGAAGAGUAUCCUCUAAGUUUAUUCUCUUCAUACUGCUGAUACUUGUGGCAACUUGUGUGAUUGGAAUCCUCAUACAUGCCCAGCAUAUCUCCUACCUUUUCCGUCCACUUUGGGACAAUCCACCUUCUCCCUUUAAGCAUCUACCUCACUAUUAUGCAGAGAAUGUUCCAAUGGAACAUCUUUGCCUCCUACAUGGUUGGUCCCUGCGCUCUGAACCUCGUCGUGUAUUUGAUGCCAUCAUCUUUAGCAAUGAGCUAGACAUUCUUGAGAUCAGAUGGCGUGAGCUUCAUCCUUACAUCACUAAAUUUGUAAUCCUUGAGUCAAACACCACUUUCACUGGCAUCCCCAAGCCUCUCUUCUUUGACUCAAACCGGUCUAGAUUUGCCUUUGCGAAGGAGAAGAUUGUCCAUGGUAUUUUUUCAGGCCGAAAAGCUGCCCGUGGAAAACACGAAGACCCUUUUGUACUUGAGUCUGAGCAGCGGAAAGCUAUGAGUGGUUUGCUCCGCAGAUCAGGAAUUUCCACUGGUGACUUGAUCAUUAUGUCAGAUGCUGAUGAGAUUCCAAGCCCACACACAGUGAAACUACUUCAGUGGUGUGAGGAAAUUCCACAUACCGUACACCUGGAGCUGAAGCACUACCUGUACUCAUUUGAGUUCCCUGUAGAUUACAGUAGCUGGCGGGCCUCAAUUCAUAUUUUUGGCCCUCAGACCGGAUACCGGCAUUCGCGCCAAACUGACCUUAUUCUUUCUGAUUCUGGGUGGCAUUGUAGUUUUUGUUUUCGCCGACUUCAGGAAUUUGUGUUUAAGAUGACUGCUUAUAGCCAUGCAGAUAGAGUCAGGAGGAAAGAUUUUUUGAACUACUCUAGAAUUCAGAAACUUAUUUGCAGGGGCGAAGAUCUCUUUGACAUGCUACCUGAGGAGUACACGUUUCGGGAGCUGAUUACAAAGAUGGGACCAAUACACCCUUCAGCUUCUGCAAUUCAUCUUCCAUCAUAUUUGAUAGAGAAUGCGGAUAGGUUUAGGUUUCUUCUUCCUGGGGGUUGUUUACGGUCACAGGAACGAAGGCAUGAAGGGUUUGGCAAAGCCCAAAUUGAGUAA
This is a messenger RNA of Dovyalis caffra, 1128 nucleotides long. NCBI's taxonomy places the organism in Eukaryota, Viridiplantae, Streptophyta, Magnoliopsida, Malpighiales, Salicaceae. The record is from the annotation of a GenBank genome assembly.